AUGAAAUACUUCAAUAUCCACAUUAUCUGCGCUGCAGUGGCCUUCGGCCUCUUGGGCUCAGCCAAGGGUUUGGAUGAAAGUAUUAUCGCAACGGUUGUUGAUCUGCCCUCUUUCAUCAAGGAGUACCAGCUUCAUGCAAGUUACCUUAGUGCUGCAGCAAGAGCAAGCAGGUUAUCCAAUGUCACUUCAAUGAUGCACCUUGGCAGCUUGCCUGGGGGCUUUUUAGCUUUUGUCUCAACUUACUGGAUUGGCCCACUAUGGACCAUGCGGCAGUUAUGCCUGCUCUGGAUCAUCGGCGUGGUUGUUUUCAUUACAUCGGCUGGCAAUAUGGGUCAACUCAUUGCUGGUCGGUUUAUCAUGGGUAUGGGUGUCGGCCAGGCUGGUGUUGUUGGUCCUAUUUACCUAGCCGAAGUGGCACCAACCGCUUCUCGAGGUCUAUUGGUCGGUCUCUAUGCAUCAUCGGAAUAUGUUGGAGUUUUAAUCGGGUACUUUUCCGGGUGGGGAGCCUCGCUUCAUAUAUCUGGCGAUAGCAACACGCAAUGGAUUCUACCAGAAAGUAUCCAUAUCAUGAUGGCCGGGGUGUUACUACUUUUCUCAAUCGGCUGCGUUGAGAGUCCCAGAUAUUUGGUCUACAGUGGUCACGUAUCAAGGGCUACAAGAAAUCUUGCUAAGCUACGGGGUUUUAGCCCAGAGGAUUCCCGUAUCAUUGAAGAGGUACAAAGUAUUCAGCGUGAGGUUUCCCCAGAGAAAACCACAGGCAAGUCCAAGUGGUCCUUUGUAGGGUCAUGGAAAGCACUCUUUGCAAGAGCCAAUCUCCAGCGAUGGAUGUUUCUUUUGUCUGCGCAACUUCUCAGUCAAUGGUCCGGAACAAAUGCUAUCACAACUUACGCGCCUAAGUUUUUCGCGCUGUUGAAUGUGGCCGGGAAUUCCGAAAAACUGUUCAAAACAGCUAUUUUCGGAGUAGUAAAAUUGGUCUCUGCGCUUAUUAGCGCAUUCUUCUUCGUUGAUCGCUUUGGAAGAAAACGCACUCUCUUAGGAGGAAUCGUACUUCAGAUCCUCGCUUUGCUCUACAUUGCAAUCUUCAUAACAACCUGGGAUGCAGCUGGCAAGCCAGACUCCAGUAAUGCGCUUAGAGCAGCUGUCGGUUCCGUGGCUGCCCUAUACGUUACGGGAGUCGGCUAUGCUUUCGGAUGGAAUUGCAUCCAAUAUCUGAUUAAUGCUGAGAUUCUUCCUUCAGAAGUACGUACACUGGGGACAAGUCUCCUCAUGUGUGUUCAUUAUGCCAAUAAGUUUGCACUGGUGAAGGCUAAUGAUUACAAGGCCCUUCCAAGUAUGAUGCUUGAUGAUGCUUUGCAGCCCAAGGGGACGUUUUGGUUCUUCUUUGCUGUUGCAUCGAUAGGUCUUGUCUGGGGCAUUGUCUGGCUGCCAGAAACUUCACAGAAAAGCUUGGAGGAAACAAGCGUUGCGUUUGAGAAGCAGUCGACAGAGAGCCGUGAUGAGUUCAAGAUAUAG
This is a messenger RNA of Aspergillus welwitschiae, 1512 nucleotides long. RefSeq names its product general substrate transporter. Gene Ontology annotation, biological process: carbohydrate transport; transmembrane transport. Gene Ontology annotation, cellular component: membrane. Bases 1 to 1512 code for a protein of 503 amino acids. NCBI's taxonomy places the organism in Eukaryota, Fungi, Ascomycota, Eurotiomycetes, Eurotiales, Aspergillaceae. The record is from RefSeq and is a predicted model, not a curated record. The transcript is spliced from 4 exons. Gene Ontology annotation, molecular function: carbohydrate:proton symporter activity.